Molecule: messenger RNA, 3749 nt
Organism: Carcharodon carcharias (great white shark)
Lineage: Eukaryota; Metazoa; Chordata; Chondrichthyes; Lamniformes; Lamnidae
Product: probable G-protein coupled receptor 146
Exons: 3
Coding region: 356-1396 (346 amino acids)
Biological process (GO): G protein-coupled receptor signaling pathway
Cellular component (GO): membrane
Molecular function (GO): G protein-coupled receptor activity
Source: RefSeq, a predicted model, not a curated record
AAAAAAGGCAGCGCUCACACAGCAGCUGGGAGCUUAUCCCAGGUCUCAGCUCCGGGAGAGACCUGCUGAGGCACUGGGAAAAUAAAAGUGGAUCUGUCUUUGCCAACAUGGUUAAGAAGAGGGAGGAAAAACCCUUUCCCUAGCAUCAACUCCCAAUCAGCAGACUACAGUGUUGAGAUGUUUUCACACGUUUUUAAGGGAAGGUUUGUGCUCAUGGUCAAGACAUAAAGAUGGUGGCUGAUUUCCACACUGACUAUAUCACGUCCUUCAACAAUAUAGAUAUCUCCUUCUGAUGAAACUCCGAAUCUUGCCUUGCUGACCAUCCCGGGCUCUGUUGGCCUAGAACCUCGCUGCAAUGUGGAGCUGCAUCCAAGGCAACUUUGGACCCAACAGUACACUCUGCAGAGAUGACCUUUGCCACAGUGUUGGCCUGAUCCUAUCUGUUGCUUCGAUGGCCUACCUCAUUGUUUGCUUCCCCCUAGGCCUUAUCUUCAACGCUUUGGUUCUCGUUGUCAACCUUCGUCACAAGUUGUCCAUCAACAUGCCAGAUGUCUACUUCACCAACAUGGCAUUGGCUGGCUUGAUCCUUAACAUGGUGGCCUUUCUGCAGCUUCUGGGCCCUGACCACCUCCUCUGGCCAGUGUGGACCUUUGGCCGAGAGCUCUGCAUGGCUUCAUUCAUCUUGUUCAACAUGGCAGCCUUGGUUAGCAUCUACUCUGCCACUUUGCUCAGCCUGGACUGUUUCAUUGAACAAGCUUUGCCUCACACCUAUAUGUCGAGCGUCUACAACACGAAGCACGUCUGCAGUUUUGUGUGGGGUGGCGCAGCCCUGGCCAGCUUCUCCUCCCUCCUCUUUUACGUCUGCAGCAAGAUUUCCGAAGAAAUCAACGACUGCUCAAAGCUCCAGACCAAGGAGCUGGGUGACGCUAUCAUGUUCCUUACUGGACUUGUGGUUCCCACCGCAGGAGUGAGCUACGCCUUCCGGCUAAUUCUCUGCCCCCGUAAAACCCACCUGUUUCAGCUUGCGGAAUCCUCGAGGCUUGACCCUUCCAUCCAGAGGCUUCUCCUGGCUACGGUCUUGGUGCAGUUUGCCCUCUGGCUGCCAUACUACUUGACCCUUUUGGUGAGCACCGCCCAUUUUGUCACUAGGGCAAGGGACGACAUGCGGUUUGCAAACUUGCUUCACUUCUUGAGGGGGGUGUGUGAACUGCUCGCCUACUUGAGCACUUGUGCGGUGCCCAUGGUAUACAAAUGCUUUCAAAAAACCUUCAACACUAGGCUUAGGCUGGUGAUUCAGGACAUGCAAUGUGGACUAAAGGGAUGUCUGGGCAUCCAACGCCAGGUACACCAGCAACAUGUUGCAACAGUUUCCAGGGCAGAACUGCCCCUGGAGUGAAAGUUCCAGCUGCUUGUGGAGACCUUCAAUGUUUCUGCCCAAUAAUUGACAUUAACAUCCCCAAUUCCAAUUCAACAGCAGGAGAUACUGGAACAUGACUGAAUCGAACUCUCCAGAAUCACUGCUCCCCACAGUGUCUAUGAUUAAACCCUAAUGGCCCAUCAACUGCAGAAAGAACUUGCCUUUAACUAGCACCUCCACUGAGCUCAGGAUCCCAAAGUGCUUCACCGCCAAUGAGGUAUUUCAGGAUACAGUCAUUGUCAUUUCUGUAGGAAACCAGGGCGAUUAAUGUGCACAUCAGAGGCAGCAUUAAGAUUGCUGACCAGUUAGAUCAUCUUUUUGCUGGUAUUGGAUGAGGAUUGGAUGUUGGUUUUGACUCCUGAAGAACUCCCCACUCUACUUUUAAUAAUCAGCAAGUUGUUUUAUAACCACUUGCACAGGUAGGUGGGGUUUUGAACAGAGGGACAGGAGGAAGCCAUUUAGCCCCUUGAGCCUGUUCUGCCAAUCAACAAGAUCAUGGCUGAUCCAUCUCCUACUCUGUCUACUCGCCAUGGCUCCAUAACCAUAAAUACUUUAAAAAGCUCACUUUUGAAAUUUCCAAUUGACACCCAGCAUCAUUGUGUUAGGAAGUGCUUCCUGACAUCACCCCUGAAUGGGCUGGCUCUCAUUUUAAGAUUAUGUCCCCUUGCUCUGCGUCCCACCAGAGGAAAUAGUUCCUCUACCUACCAUUUUAAUCAUCUUAAACACCUUGAGAUGAGAUCACUCUUUAAUCUACUAUUCUUAAGGGAAUACAAGUCUCAUCUUGUAACCUGUUUUCAUAAUUAUUUAAUUUUAACAUCUGAAAGACUGCACUCCCUACAUUAGUACUUUGGUUCUGCACUGAAGUCAGUUCAGAUUAUGUUCUCCAGGCCUGGAAUUGCCUUGAACCUAUGACUUCUCCUUCAGAGGCUAGAGUAUAUCAGCUGAUCUAAGCCUGCACUUUUGCAUGUCCAUACUUGGAUCUAUCGACUCAGGUUUAAUUCUAAAAUCAAAAGGCUUGUCGCUUGUUCAUCUCUAAUGGAAGAGUUCUAAAACUGACCAAAAGAGGAUUGACACAAACUAUUAAAGUGCCAUGUUAGUAACUAUUUCAUUUCUCUGGGUCAGAAGGUUGUGAGUUCAAACUCUGCCAUGGACUCAAACAAAGAUCUGGACUGACACUGCAGUGCAGUACUGAGGGGUUGCUGCAUUGUCAGAGAUGCCAUCUCUCACACAUAUCGCCAAGGCCCUGUCCACUUGACCGGUGGAUGUAAAAAUGGUUCCACAAUUCAGAGAGCAGGGAAUUAACCUGGUAUUCUGGUCAACAUUCUUGAUUUAUCCAAUACUAGUAAAACAGAUUAUCUGGUCAUUCAUUGUUUGUAGCACAUUGGUUACAAAGCACUUUACAAUGUACUGGGGGAUAUGGCAAGACAUGCUUUAAAAAUCCACCUUUUUGAAGUGUGACUGGGGGGAGGUUUGUAUCAGGAAGCUAUGCAUGACCUUAGUUACAUUUUAAAUUUAUGAUCCCUGGUUCACUUUCCCCAUAGGGAGAGGUUGAGUAGACUGGGUCCAGAUUCUCUGGAGUUUAGAAGAAUGAGAAGUGGUCUCAUUGAAAUAUAAAAUUCUUAGAGGGCUUGACAGGGUAGUUAUUGAGGGGCUGGGGAAUGCAAAAUUAAACAAUGACUAUUUAGAUGAAAAACUUGCAUUUCUAUAGCACCUUUCACAAAGCACUUUACAGCCAAUGAAAUAUUUUUGAAGUGUAGUUGCUGUUGUGAUAUAGGUAACAUGGCAGACAAUUUGCACACAGCAAGAUCCCACAAACAGCAAUAUGAUAAUGACCAGAUAAUCUAUUUUAAGUGAUGUUGGUUGAGGGAUGAAAAUUAGAUUGGACGCCGGGGGUAACACCCCAGUUCUUCUUCAAAAUAGUGCCAUGGGAUCUUUUAUGUCCCCUGAGAGGACCUUGGUUUAAUGUCUCAUCCAAAUGACGGCACCUCUGACAGUGUAGCACUUCCUCUGUACUGCACUGGAGCUGACACUGCUCUGUAAGACACUGGUUGGUCACCAAAAAAAGGAGACCAGAAAAGAGGAGAAAUAUACCCUAAUUAAUACCUCCCACAAACACUGCUGAAUGAAACAAAAUUCCUGACUGUUGCUUAUACUUAGCAUGUAAUAGAUAACCAUUGAGGCUCUUUACAAACAGUGCACAAACUCUUUAAGACUGUAUAAUCUAUUAUUUCAUGUGUAAUGUUCCAGCAUCUUCAGAUAACAAUGGACAAGUUUCUCAAAAGGAAAUGUACAGCUUGAUGUGUUAUAUGAAUAAAUGUGUAUUUAACAUUGA